AUGUCUCGGGGAGUGAUCCAGCCCAGCCAGCAGAAACUGGCAGAAAAACUCACCAUCCUCAACGACAGAGGCAUCGGGAUGUUGACCCGUGUUUACAAUAUCAAAAAGGCAUGCGGCGACCCCAAGGCUAAGCCGUCGUAUCUCGUCGAUAAGAACUUGGAGUCUGCGGUUAAGUUUAUCGUCAGGAAGUUCCCCGCCGUGGAGACACGGAAUAAUAACCUGGCUCAGCUGCAGAAGGAGAAGUCAGAGAUUCUGAAGAAUCUGGCUCUUUACUAUUUUACCUUUGUAGAUGUGAUGGAGUUUAAGGACCAUGUGUGUGAACUGCUGAACACCAUUGACGCCUGCCAGGUCUUCUUUGAUAUUACGGUGAACUUUGACCUGACCAAGAACUACCUGGACUUGGUUGUGACUUACACUACUCUGAUGAUAAUACUGUCUCGCAUAGAGGAGAGGAAAGCCAUCAUAGGCCUGUAUAACUACGCUCAUGAGAUGACGCACGGAGCCAGCGACCGUGAGUACCCCAGGUUGGGCCAGAUGAUCGUGGAUUAUGAAAACCCUUUGAAGAAGAUGAUGGAGGAGUUUGUUCCACACGGAAAGUCCCUGUCAGACGCGUUGAUCAGUCUUCAGAUGGUCUAUCCCAGGAGGAAUCUGUCCGCUGACCAGUGGAGGAACGCCCAGCUGCUCUCUCUCAUCUCCGCUCCCUCCACCAUGCUCAACCCCGCACAGUCAGACACUAUGCCAUGUGAAUACCUUUCACUGGACACAAUGGAAAAAUGGAUUGUCUUCGGUUUCAUCCUGUGCCACGCGGUGCUGAACAGCGACGCCGCGGCGUUGUCUUUGUGGAAGCUGGCUCUGCAGAGCUCCACCUGCCUCUGUCUGUUCAGGGAUGAAGUCUUCCACAUCCACAAGGCUGCAGAGGAUCUGUUUGUCAACAUCAGAGGGUACAACAAACGCAUCAAUGACAUCAGAGAGUGCAAGGAACAGGCCCUAUCUCAUGCAGGCUCCAUGCACAGAGAGAGACGCAAGUUUCUCAGAUCGGCUCUGAAGGAGUUGGCAACAGUCUUAGCCGACCAACCUGGACUACUAGGUCCAAAGGCGUUAUUUGUGUUCAUGGCGCUGUCGUUCGCCCGUGAUGAGAUCAUCUGGCUGCUUCGACACGCAGACAACAUCCAGAAGAAAAGCACAGAUGACUUCAUAGACAAACACAUAGCAGAGUUGAUCUUCUACAUGGAGGAGCUCAGAGCUCAUGUCAGGAAGUACGGUCCAGUGAUGCAGAGAUACUACGUCCAGUAUCUGUCUGGCUUUGAUGCUGUGGUGCUGAACGAACUGGUGCAGAACCUGUCUGUGUGUCCAGAGGACGAGUCAAUAAUCAUGUCGUCAUUCGUCAACACUAUGACCUCCCUCAGUGUCAAACAAGUGGAGGACGGAGAGGUGUUUGACUUCAGAGGCAUGAGACUGGACUGGUUCAGACUGCAGGCUUACACCAGUGUCUCUAAAGCCAGUCUCGGUAUAGCUGAUCACAAGGAGCUCGGUAAAAUGAUGAACACCAUCAUCUUCCACACAAAGAUGGUGGACUCUCUGGUGGAAAUGCUGGUGGAGACAUCAGACCUGUCCAUUUUCUGCUUCUACAGCCGUGCGUUUGAGAAGAUGUUCCAGCAGUGUCUGGAGCUUCCCUCCCAGAGCCGACACUCCAUCUGCUUCCCUUUGCUUUGCACACACUUCAUGUCCUGCACACACGAGCUUUGUCCUGAGGAGCGUCACCACAUAGGGGAUCGAAGCCUGUCGUUGUGUAACAUGUUUCUGGAUGAGAUGGCCAAACAGGCCAGAAACCUGAUCACUGACAUCUGCACUGAACAAUGUACACUCAGCGACCAGCUGCUUCCCAAGCACUGCGCGAAAACCAUCAGCCAGGCCGUGAACAAGAAGAGUAAGAAGGCGACGGGGAAGAAAGGGGAGCCGGAGAGAGAGAAACCGGGAGUGGAGAGCAUGAGGAAGAACAGACUACUGGUCACCAAUCUGGAUAAACUCCACACAGCGUUAUCUGAACUCUGCUUCUCCAUCAACUACGUUCCCAACUUGGUGGUCUGGGAGCACACGUUCACACCCAGAGAGUACCUCACCUCGCACCUGGAGAUCCGAUUCACCAAGUCUAUAGUGGGGAUGACUAUGUACAACCAGGCUACCCAGGAGAUAGCCAAACCCAGCGAGCUGCUGACCAGCGUGCGGGCCUACAUGACCGUGCUGCAGUCCAUAGAGAACUACGUCACCAUCGACAUCACCCGGGUCUUCAACAACGUCCUCCUGCAGCAGACGCAGCACCUGGACAGCCACGGGGAGCCCACCAUCACCAGUCUGUACACAAACUGGUACUUGGAGACGUUGCUCCGUCAGGUCAGUAACGGACACAUCGCUUACUUCCCCGCCAUGAAGGCCUUCGUCAACCUGCCCACAGAGAACGAACUCACUUUCAAUGCCGAGGAAUACUCUGACAUCUCUGAGAUGCGUUCUCUGUCGGAGCUGUUGGGGCCGUACGGUAUGAAGUUCCUCAGUGAGAGUCUGAUGUGGCACAUCUCGUCACAGGUCGCUGAGCUGAAGAAACUGGUGGUGGAGAACAUGGAGGUUUUGACCCAGAUGAGGACGAGCUUUGACAAACCAGACCACAUGGCAGCCCUCUUCAAGAAACUCACCUCUGUGGACAGUGUUUUGAAGAGGAUGACCAUCAUCGGAGUCAUCUUGUCUUUCCGCUCCCUGGCUCAGGAGGCUCUGAGAGAUGUGUUAUCCUGUCAUAUUCCCUUCCUGGUCAGUUCAGUGGAGGAUUUCAAAGACCACAUUCCCAGAGAGACGGACAUGAAGGUGGCCAUGAACGUCUACGAGCUGUCGUCGGCAGCAGGUUUACCCUGCGAGAUCGACCCGGCGCUGGUGGUGGCUCUGUCCUCACAGAAGAGCGAGAACAUCAGCCCAGAAGAGGAAUAUAAGAUCGCUUGUUUGCUGAUGGUGUUCGUGGCCGUCUCAUUGCCGACCCUGGCCAGCAACGUGAUGUCACAGUACAGCCCCGCCAUAGAAGGCCACUGUAACAACAUCCACUGUCUGGCUAAAGCCAUCAACCAGAUCGCUGCUGCUCUCUUCACCAUCCACAAGGGAAGCAUAGAGGACCGCCUCAAAGAGUUCCUGGCUCUGGCCUCAUCCAGCCUGUUGAAGAUCGGCCAGGAAACGGACAAGAUGACGACACGUAACAGAGAAUCUGUUUACCUGCUGCUGGACAUGAUCGUGCAGGAGUCUCCCUUCCUGACGAUGGACCUGCUGGAGUCCUGUUUCCCCUACGUCCUGCUGCGAAACGCCUACCACGCCGUCUACAAACAGAGCAUCAGCGCUAACGCAUAAACACACACUACACACUACACACUACACACACAGAGACGGCCUACUGUGCUGUCUACCAUCAGAGCGUCAGCGCUCAUAUGUAGACACACACACACAAAAACAACAAACACACACCAACGGCAUACACUAAACUAAACACUAUGCCUACAAUGCCUCAACGUACAAUUCUGUCAAAACAAAACAUGCACAUAUAACACACUAAACUCUAAAAACCGGAACAAAUACACUAAACGCCAAAAGAACAUAAAUUAAAAAAAAAACAAAAGUGCACAAAGAUGACAAAAAACUAAAAUUAGACAAACUUGAAGAGCGACGGCGCCUCCGCACUGAAACAUAAGCGGACACACAAACACUAGCUGGAUGAAGUCGGGGGAUCAGUGUCUUUAUUUUAAUCAUUGUACUUUUUUGAUGAUGUUGCCAGGGACCAUAACCAUAGCAACACAUAAUAUACCAUAUGUUUGGUUGGUAUAAAAGGACAAAAAUAUAAAUAUAUAGUAUAUAUAUAGUUGACACUAAAAUAUUCUUUCUUUUUUCUUUUUCUUUUUUUUUUUUCGAUGAAAGAUUUGAGAUUUUUAGUGGCCAGCUGAUAACUUCUAUGUGGUGAUGGAUUUAUGGAUUUGGAUGCUUUCUUUGGGAAUGCAAAUGAUUCUGAUGUGAUGUGGAGUUUCUUUUUUUUUUUUUUUUUUUUUUUUUUUUUUUGCUUUUAUUGAGGAGGGUGGGUGAGGAUUCCUGUGUUGAUAAUGAAAGACACAUUGCUUGUUAAUGUAAGUUUACACACACAUAUAUACACACACACACACACACACACACAAUAACAAAACAUCCUAAAACUACACACACAGCAAU
Thunnus maccoyii (southern bluefin tuna) is the source of this 4227-nucleotide messenger RNA. RefSeq names its product NCK-associated protein 1 (gene nckap1). The record is from RefSeq and is a predicted model, not a curated record. Gene Ontology annotation, cellular component: SCAR complex. Gene Ontology annotation, biological process: neuron projection morphogenesis; cell projection assembly; cell morphogenesis. The transcript has 31 exons. The coding region runs from base 1 to 3381 and encodes 1126 amino acids. Lineage: Eukaryota; Metazoa; Chordata; Actinopteri; Scombriformes; Scombridae.